Molecule: messenger RNA, 4383 nt
Organism: Strongyloides ratti
Lineage: Eukaryota; Metazoa; Nematoda; Chromadorea; Rhabditida; Strongyloididae
Product: DmX-like protein 1
Exons: 2
Coding region: 1-4383 (1460 amino acids)
Biological process (GO): vacuolar acidification
Cellular component (GO): RAVE complex
Molecular function (GO): protein binding
Source: RefSeq, a predicted model, not a curated record
AUGCAAAAAUGUGAUAUUUAUCAUGGAGCAAUUAGACAUUCAGAAAAAUGUUGUGGUAUUGGAUGUGUAAAUAGUUCAUACUUUAUUGUAUGUUGUUUAAAUGAAAAUGUAGUCAUAUUUGAUAGAAAUUUUAAAAAAUUACAAAAUAUUACUUCAUUUUCAAAUUUUUGUUAUGAAGACAUUUCAAGUAUUGUUUGUUGUCAAGAAAGUGGGAAAAUAUUUAUUUCUGGUAAAAAUUUUUUUGUUACAUUUUACCCUAUUUAUACUUUACAAGAUGAUAAGAUAAUUAAUUGUAAAUGGGAGAAAUUAGAGGAAGUUAAAGUUGAUUUUAAUGUUAAUACUGGUGAAUGGUAUUGUAAUGGUACAAGAUUAAUUAUUUCUACAGGUAAUUAUUUAGAAAUAUAUGAAAUUAAUUAUUUUAAUAAUAAUAUAAGUACAAAAAAUAUUCAAGAACAAUUAACAAAUAAGAUAUGGAGGUAUUAUCUUCCAUCUCCUGUUACAAUCAUCUCAUCAUCCAAUGAUUCAAUGUUUUUUGCUACAGCUGGUAAUUUUGAUACAAAAGUAAUUAUAUGGUAUCAAAUGGCAAGUUACCUUUCAUCAACCAUAGAUAAUAAAUUGAUGUUUGAUUUUACAAUAUUAAAUCACCCAACAUAUAUUAUAAAUUUUGAGUGGAGAAAAAUUCCAAAAGAAAUUUUUCGUUAUGAAAUUGAAAAUUGCAUUAUUACAUUUUGUAAAGAUAACAUUGCUCGAGUAUGGAAAGAAAAUAUAUUAAAUGAGGAAUUAUACAUUGAUUGUGAUGUUGAACAACCAAGUGAUAUAAUUUUUGAAAGUUCAAAGAUAAAAGAAAAUGAUCAAAAACGAAAAAAUUAUUUCAAGAAAAUGAUGGAAAAUAUUUUAGUAAAUAGUGAUGAUACAUAUGAUAAUACUGAAAAUGAGGUGAAAAAAUUAAGUUUGAUUAAUAAAAAAAAUUUAAAUAAUGAUACUUUAAAUCCUCCAUUAAAAAUGAAGAAAGUAUUUUUUCAUAUUGUAUCUAGUAUUGUUUCUGAAAAUAUUCCUGAUGAUGUUGAUAUUUAUGGAAAUUCAACUAAAUUAUUUACACCACAUUGGUUAAAUAAUAAAUAUUUAGCAUUUUUAAUAAAUUUUAAAGAAAUUUUAAAUGAUUCAAAUUUUUGUGAAGAUGAAGCUGAUGAUAACUCUGAUAAUAAAUCAUCAAUCAUAUCAAAUAUUGAAAAAUUUUAUGAUGAAUGGAAAAAAACUUCUGAUGGUUUAUUUUCUAUAAAUGAAAAAACUGGAACAUUAACAAUUUGGAAUAUUUUUAAUCUUGAUAGUUAUUUUAAAAGUAGUGAUACAAAACUUAUUUCAUCAAUACAAAAUGUCCUUUCAAUAUCUCAUUUACCAUCAAAAAUAAGCAGUGCAUUUUUUUUACCAUUUGACACUUUUAAUUAUCAUUUUGUAAUUAGUGAGGAGGCUGAUAAUUUAGAAAAAAAUAAUAUAAUGAUGGAUGAUGCUAAUUCUAAUUUAUUAGUAAUAUAUUCUGAUGGGAGAAUUGAUAUAUCACAGACGAAUGUUCAUUAUCAAUCAAAUUUAACAUUUUUAGAAAGCAUAAAUCAUUAUACUUCCUUGUAUGGAGCUAAAUAUUCUAUUGAAAAUAUAACAUCAUAUUUAGAUUUAUGUUUAACAAUGGGUUCUAGGAAAAAUAUAAAUGAUAAAGAAUAUCAACUAGAAAUUAUUUUAUGGAAAAUAGAUAAUAAUAAUAAUAAUAAAGAGACCAAACAUUUAUUAGAGGAAAUAUCACGAUUAUACUUAAAUGUAUCUGAAUAUCAUAAUAAAAUAACAUGGCUUCGUAACAAAGAUAAUGAUUUACGUAAUAAAUUUCCAUUAACAUUUGCCAUGUAUUAUGAUGGUAAAUUAAACGUUUAUGAAAUCUAUGAAAAUAAUGUUAAUGUUAACAGAAAUGUUGAACAAGAGUACAUUAAUAAUAGUACAUUAAUGAAAUCUAUUUUAUCAAUUGAUAUAAAUAAAUAUGGUAUUGAUAAUAUAUUUUGUUUACAAUUUACCACUCCAGGUGAAUUUUUUUUAAAACGUCACUCAGAAUUAAAUUAUUUGUUUAUUAUUGGGAAAUGUAAUAAUUUAAAAAAUCCAAAAAUAAUUUUAUGGGAAUAUGAUGAGAAAUGUUUAAAUGUUAACUUUAUUUCUAUUGAAUAUUUUAAUGAAGAAAAUAUUUCUAAUAUAUUUAUUAUUCAGAAAGAUAAAAGCAUAACAGGUAUGAUGUUUGAUUAUACUAAUUAUCCACAAAUAUGUCUCCAAACAACUAAUAAUUUAUUUUAUUUUUAUAAUAUAACAAAAGAAUGCAUUUUUACUAAGAAUAAUGGUAUGACUUUUCAAGCACCAAUGCAUACAUUAGCAUCAGCUAUCUAUGAUGGAAGAAUGGCUAUUCUUAAAAAAUGUAAUAAUGAAUUAAUUUUAGAUAUAUAUGAAUGUAGAAAUUUAAAUGGUACAAUGUGGAAAAAAGAAUCAUUUUUUAUUUUUCCUAUUGAAAGUAAUAUUAAUAAAGAUAAUGUAUUAAUUACUUGGGUAUUAGGGGCAGAAAAAGGAUAUAAAUUAUGUAUUCAAAUUUAUAAUGAAAUACAUAUUUUUUUAUUAUCAUUACAUAAUACAUUAUUAUUAAUAUGCAGGUUUUUUUUAAAUGAUAAAUAUCAUUACCCUUCAAUGGAAUGGUUAGAAAAUAAUAAAUUUUUAGUUGCUGAUGGUAAUGCACUUGAAUUAUGUUCAUUAAAUGAAAACUCUUUAAAUAAUUUAAAAAAUAAAAACAUUCAAUAUCAUCCAGAUUAUCUGGUUAAUUUAAUUGAAACAAAUAAUAUGGAUAUUGUAAAUAUUAUUUUUAAAAAUAUACUUAAUCAAAUAACAAAAUAUAAAAAAUAUUCUAAAAAUAAUAUCAAAACAAUAUAUAUAGAACCAAUUCCUGAAAAUGAAAUUAAGAAAUUAAUUACAUUGAGAGAUGAAAAGAUUACCCUAGAUGAGUAUAUAGAAAAAAAGGAAAUGGAAGAAAAAAAAAGUUGUCUGGAAGGUAUUUUUAAUAUAGGUAUUAAUUGUCAUUCUCAAAAAGGAAAUGAUUUAUUUGAUAAUACAUUAUCUUUUAAUGACAAUGUAUCGAUUCAUAGUGAUGAUUUUAAUAUUGAUAUAUCUUCUGAUGAUGAAAUUGAUUCUGAGAAAAGUAAUGAUGAAGAGUAUUAUGAAAAUAAGAAUAAUAUUUAUUCAUUAGAAAAUGUUGAGUUGACUGAAAGUGACUGUAAAGAAUUAUCAAAUAUUUUAAUGAAAAUUGGAUUGGCAGGUUUAUGUAAAGAAGAAAUUUAUCAAUUAAUUUCAAUUGCUGAAGCUUUAAAUAAAUAUUUUUUAAUAAAAGACAACAUUGCAUAUGACUAUUGUGGUAAAAAGUACUACAUAUUUCUUCAAUUUUUUUCAUCAUUAAAAAAAUUAGACAAUUCACAAAUUUUUCAAUUACCUUCUUCAACUAUUGUUUGGGCAUUUCAUUCAACCUCAGAAAAUGAAUUAUUUGAAAAUGUACUUAUAGAAGUUAAUGAUGAUAUGUGUUGGAAAAAUUUAAAAAAUUAUGGUAUUGGUUGGUGGUUAAGGCAUCCUGAUAAUUUAAAAAAAUGUUUUGAAAAACUCGCUCAUCAUGCAUAUUUAAAAAAAAAUAAUCCAAUGGAUGCUGCUAUUUAUUAUAUGAUUCUUAGAAAAAAAAAUGUUAUUGCUACUUUAUUUCGUAAACAAAAUGAUACUGCAAGAUCUAAUUUUUUUGCACAAUCUUAUGAAACAGAGAAAGAUAAAAUUUUUGCUAUGAAAAAUGCUUUUAAUUGUAUAUCUAAAGGUGAAUAUUUUUAUGCUGUAGCAAUAUUUUUAUGUUGUAAUGACAUUGAAAAUGCACUAAAAGUAGUUAUGGAAAGGUUAAAUGACAUUCAAUUAGGUAUUAUGAUUAUUAGAACAUAUAUUAUUAAUGUUUAUGAACAGGAAAAAUAUAUAGAAAAUAUUAUUUUGAAAUAUAUUUUAAAUUUAACAAGGCAGAAAAUUGAUAAAUGGAAAAAUUAUAUUAAAGAAGAUUUAAUUAAAAUUGAUGAAGGAGAUAUUUUAUUUGAUGAAGAUAGUAAUGAUGAUCCAUAUUUAAGAUCAAUGGCAUUUUUUAUAAUAAAAGAAUAUCAUUUAUCAUCCCUUACUUUACUUCAUUAUGAGAAAAGCACCAAAAAAUAUCCAACUGGAGGAUUGGGUAGUUUAUCAUGUCAAUUAACAUCGUUGUUUACUUUAUACAAAUAUCUUCUUAAGCAUCCUUAUGUUUUACGUCAAAAAAAGUUUCUUUGUCAAGAUGUAAUAUCAAGAGAAAAUUUUUGA